GUUUGCGGACUCCAUCCGGGGGAUGUUGAAGCUGAUCCUGGUACUGAUGCUGGCGGGGGCCUCGCUGUCCUCCACCUGGUUCACGCUCACCUGCCUGAGCUCCUUCACCCACCUGCCCUCCACCGCCGGCAUCCUGUACACCUCCUGCAUCCUGGUGGGCAUCUUCAUCAACAGCAGCGUGCCCAUAUUCUUCGAGCUGCUCAUCGAGACCGUGUACCCGGUCCCUGAAGGCAUCACCUGCGGGCUGGCGACGUUCCUGGGGAACCUGGUCUCCGGCCUGCUCCUCACCUUCCUCACCUUCUACUCCACAGAUCUGUCCUGGCUGAACUGGUGUCUGACGAGCUCCUGCCUCUUCAGCCUCUUCCUCAUCCUCUUCUUCAGGGAGUCCUACGACCGCCUCUACCUGGACGUCUUCGUGGCGGUGUGAGCAGGACAGACGAAGGGAACGCUAGACUCUUUUUAUGAUUUUUAAUUUCUUUUAUGGGAUUGUGUAUAUGGUAACCGCGGCGACGGGUGGACGUUGUCGCGGCUCUUCCUGGUCCCGCGUUGGACGUGGAUCUCGCACACUGACGCUAGUCGUUGUUUACAGACGUUGGAAGGUCGGACCUCCAAAGUGACCUUUUUAAUGUUUUAAUAAUGUUAUUAUGCAAAUGAUUCUCCAGACUGAGUGCUGCAGCUUUAUCCACUACAAGAAGAAGGGAUCGUUGUGUCAAUGGAUGAGAACAUCUUCAAAUGUAACUGUUUUGUACCGACUGCUCUGAGCCAGUAUUUAUAGAAAGUGCCGCCCAGCUGACUAAUACGACCCCCCCGAGGGAAGAAGAAACCCUCUCUUCCUCUUCCUCACCACGAGGCUCCGAUGUUCCCUCCAUGUUGUUUGUAUCCUUUCACCUUCUGACGCCUUAAUCUCUCUGGUGUGUGUUAAACACGCGCGUUGGUUGCGUAUUUGUACACGCGUGUGCACACGUUGACGCUCCUGUAGCAUCACUGUGGUUGUAAAUGUUUCAUGGAAAAGAAAAGGACAUAAAUGUGACUGUUAAAUGUUUCCAGCAACUUAUUAACAAUAAACGCUUUUAGAUGA
Gasterosteus aculeatus aculeatus (three-spined stickleback) is the source of this 1078-nucleotide messenger RNA. Lineage: Eukaryota; Metazoa; Chordata; Actinopteri; Perciformes; Gasterosteidae. The record is from RefSeq and is a predicted model, not a curated record.